ACGUCCCGGAGCUGCGCACGCGUCGCAAAAACACGUCGACACGUCAUUCAAUCGAUACCUAUAAAUAGUGCGCGCAUCACUAGCUUAAAGUUUUAAAAUGUCACGUAACGUUUUGUUUUUAGUAAUUUCGUGUUUAUGUGUCAUCAACAAACAUUGAUUCAUGUUUUGUUCGGAAGCGAGUCGUAUGUUGCUAUGUGCUUGCCUGGUCGCGUGUGUGGCGAGUGUGCUGUCUGCUCCAGCCCAGCUGUGUACGGCGGCGGCGGAGGACGACCCUCGCGCCGCUCGCUUCUGUCAGGCUCUGAACACCUUCCUCGAACUCUACGCUGAAGCUGCGGGCGAACAGGUGCCCGAAUAUCAAGCGCUUGUCCGCGACUACCCUCAACUCCUCGACACCGGCAUGAAGCGUCAAGACGUGGUGCACUCUUUCCUCCGGUUCGGCCGCCGCUGACUGCACACAUACAAACACACGCACACACACACAAUAUAAACGUCGUCUUUGUCCAGAACAUUCUAUCAGCUAUGGAUGUACUUACGCUAAAGUAUUAAUAGUUCUAAGUGUAUCUUGUUGUCGGUUACAACUUUUAGUUUGAUAUUGUAACGUUUUAAAUAAAUACAUUAUGUGACAAGCUUACUGUUAUUUUAUUGUCUUUCGCCUUUCAGCAUAAUAUAUAAUCAUGGCAUGGCUAAAAGUAAUUCAAGAAAAAACUUAUCUAAAAUAUACCUGUAUUGUUAAAUGAUAAGUACGAGUAAGG
Molecule: messenger RNA, 752 nt
Organism: Danaus plexippus (monarch butterfly)
Lineage: Eukaryota; Metazoa; Arthropoda; Insecta; Lepidoptera; Nymphalidae
Gene: MS
Product: myosuppressin-like
Exons: 3
Coding region: 161-448 (95 amino acids)
Source: RefSeq, a predicted model, not a curated record